This is a messenger RNA of Symbiodinium sp. CCMP2456, 1286 nucleotides long. The record is from the annotation of a GenBank genome assembly. Lineage: Eukaryota; Dinophyceae; Suessiales; Symbiodiniaceae.
AUGGUGUACGACUGCAGUCCAACUCAGCUCACGCUGGCCCUGAUCCCUACCUUCGCGGGACUCCUACACAUGCACCUGGCCUCAACCGGAACGGAGAUGCUCCCCGGUGAGGCCCUCCGUGACUUGGAGACAAGGGUCCAGGCGUUGGCGAUAAUGACAAGGGACCAACUCAUGUGUCUGGCGGCGGAGUUGCUCCCCCCAGACGGCGUCCGUACACUCAUGCAGCACCUGGGCGUUUUGCACGGGUUCGGAGAGUGGGACGAAAUUCGGCGCCGCAGGCCCAGCCAGAGGACUGAGAUCGCAGCAGGAGGAGAUUCUCCCCUGGAAAAGAAUAAGGAGGAGAAUAUUGCCAGCAGCGUGAGAGGAGCCAGCUCCCUUACGAAGCGGCAGACCAAGGAGGUUGAGGGUGGAGAUCCUCCCCCUACAGCCAAAGCCAAGAGUGGAGACCUCAAUGUCCACCGGAUCACAGUUGCCGUGACCAAGCAGCUUCGCGAAGAACAGGAGGAUGCAAGCUGGUUCCGCUUUCCCUAUUCCUCGCCGAAUGCAUUGGCAAAGAAAGGGGAGAAAGCGUUCCACGGAACGCACCUCGAAUGCCUACACGCCAUUUUGGCGACUGGCAGGAUAUUACCAUCAUCCUCCGUCAUCGAAGGUGCCAGGCACUUCGAAGGUCGCCCUGGUGUCAAUCUCCACAAGGAGGUAAAUAGACAUCUGGCGGCGGGCUAUGCUUUGCUAACCCGCUGCGGACCCAAAAAUGUAUUGAUGAGGGCCAUGCUUGAAGUUCUAUAUGACAUAGAUGGCUCUCAAAAGAAAGGAAAACAAACGAACCAGCUAAUUCUGGCCUACGACAGCGUGCAGAUUACAGCCGUUCUCCUACAGAUCGUCACGAAGGAGCACAUGCAGCUGGGGGACCACAUUCGAGAGUGGUCUGGAGGUCUAGAAGUGCCACUCGAAAGCACCAAGGAGGCCUUUGCCUCCUUGGGUCUUGAGAAGACCUGGCAGCCAGAUGUAGGGUACAGAAGCCGGAGCAUCCAGUCUAUCAAAGAAGGAUACGGGACCAGCAAGCUACAGCUGGAGACCUCAUGGAAGUUGUACGCUCCAACGAAAAGAGGGCACUCCAGAACAGAUGUUGAUGACGAAGCCGUCCUGGAAGUACUAACGGAGGAGCAACUCCCCGAAGAAAUCAUUCAUGGAACUCAAUGGAACGGCGUUAUUCUCACGGCUGAAGACGUUCCUCCGGAGGCCAUAGUAUAUUUUCAAAGCUUGCGUGACCAAGCUAAGUACGAUAG